UAGGAAACUGGUGCAGAUAAAGCACUGACUGUCUUCACGUCAAUGCAGGGUCCAAACCAAAGAGCUGGGCUGAUGAAUGUUGUGCGUAUAGUGUGUUUAUCUUGUGUGGGUUUUAUUUAACAACCUCACUGGAGCAAUGAUGAGAGCAGCGUCUGAAAUAAUUAGUGUCUGGUCUGAUCAGCAUCACUGUCUACAAGUUAAAUCGGGCACUGGAGUGUGAUGAAUGUCAUGGCCGAUUUUUUUUAAAUUUUUUUUACAGAUCCUUUCAUGAUGUUUUAAGAGCAAAAUCAAUACAAUUACGUGGUGUAAUGUCGUCCACAGUUGUAAAUUAUUCUCCUAAAAUGUAGUUGAGGUGCGUAAACGAUAAGAAAAGAAAAGUUAGAGAAUAAGAAUGAAUAUGAAUGAUCCUGGCAUUCAAUGGUGUGAUAGAUUUCGGAGACCGAGGGAGGUGGACAGUGAUGACAGACUGACCAUGUGCCUGUCUCACUCUGUUUACCUAAAUGUCAGGCAGCCAGGACAGCAGGGUUCAUUUACCCUCAGAUCAGAGUGAGAGUGAACUGUUCCAAAAUAUCUGACGACGGUGCGGCCGACAUGACCAGUGGUUGUUGUGUCUUUGUCCUGUUUUCCCUCCUCCAUGUCUCACUGAGCGUGGAAAUGAGAGGGCUAUAUGGCAGUUUCACCUCCCCCGACUUCCCCCAGCCAUAUCCUGACAACCAGCAGCGAGUGUGGAACAUCUCUGUCCCAGACGGCCACAGGGUCAAAGUCUACUUCACCCACUUCAGCCUGGAACCCUCCAACCUGUGUGAACAUGACUACAUUCAGGUUCUGGCAGAUGGAAAUGAAACCUUGCGGUUCUGUGGUGAGGAAGAGAAGAAGUUUGAAAGCACCCCGGGGAACACUGUCAUCCUGUCAGCCGGGAACGUCAUGUCAGUGGUCUUUAGGAGUGACUACUCUAACGAGGGCCGAUUCACCGGCUUUCAAGCAUUUUACACCUCAGAAGAUAUCGAUGAAUGUCUGACGCAGGUGGACGGGGAGAGAGUGUGUGAUCAUUUUUGCCACAAUUAUAUUGGUGGGUAUUACUGCACAUGCAGGCAGGGAUUCCUUCUCCAUGCCAACAACAGAUCGUGCACAGUGCCGUGCCACACCCAAGUGUUGACCUCGGCAUCGGGGGUUCUAACCAGCCCCGGCUACCCAAACCCCUACCCUCCAAUGACUCAGUGUGACCACACCAUCCGCAGGCCAGAGGGCCACAGAAUCAUCCUGGACUUCAUGGAACCCUUUGACGUUGAGGGGCACCCAGCUGUCCCCUGUCCGUAUGAUAUGUUGAAGAUUUCAACCGCCGGACAAGAGUAUGGACCUUUCUGUGGGUCGACCGCACCAGCCGACAUUGACACCGGAAGUUACCAAGUGCAUGUUCAUUUCAGGUCUGACACGAGUGGGAAAAACAAGGGGUGGAAGAUUACAUACACCAGUGUUAAAGCUGAGUCGCUCCCUUUGUUGACCUGAACAUUGUAUAUACUGUUCGACACAACCAGAAAAAUACAGUGACUUUUACAGUGGCGCACCUUCACACAUUUUAUAUUGUGAAGCUUUAAUAUAUACACUGUGAACACUGAGACACUGUCACAACCAAUUUACAAUUUUUAAAUCACCUUUGUAACAUGUUUAUAUGGCUACAUGUCUUCUGACUACAGUGUACAACCUGUGACUAUAUGUGGCCAUAGAACACAAACUACUACAAACAGACACAUUUAAAAGCCCUGGCAAAAAUAGUGAAUAAAUUCUGUUUUGAAUAUUUUGGAAUCAGUCAGUCUUACCAAAGAGGUUGUUAAACAUUCAUACAUUAUGCAAUCCCAGCUCUGCUCUCUAUCAAAACUAUCAUUAAAUUGUUCUUUAAGCCCAUGAAUUAACUGACUCUCAUUUCCUCCAUCUGCGCCUCACAAAAGAGCAUGUCCACUGUCAGAGAGAAUUACACAUUUAUUGAUUUAUUUUUACUCUCUCUGUUAUUCCCCGCCGCCAAUUUUUUUUUUAAGGUAGGCCAACAUCACUUUUUUUUAAGGCGGACUUUGAAUCAACUGUUCUACUUAUCAAGACAAGGGACUUAAUGAACCAUACAUUUUACCACCUUGGCAUUUUCAACCCAACAGAUUCACAAGGUAUUCUGUGGACAUGCACUUUUGUAAGUCAUCCAACCACAUGGGGUUAGGUUUUUAUUUCCAGAGUGGAUUGUACAGGCAGUCCCCAGGGCAACGGGGAGCUUACAGAGCCAAACCUGCAGUUCCAAUCCACACAAUCCAAAUCCAACAAGACGGUGUAGAACACGGCGGCACAAUCUACUGCUCCCACAUCACACUCUGACUGUUCAGCCUAGUUGGAGCCAAUUCCACAGGAAUUACGCACACCAUGGAACCCAUUAACAAAACUGCUGGACAAUAUCAAGCAGCAACAUGCAGCCAACAGGAUUAUAUCCACAGCACAUGUCCCCAUGCAGGUUUGCUCUGUAACGUGCAUACUGGACGUCUGUGCAACCUUGUAACUGGUAAAUGUGUAUAGAACAAUAAUAGUACAUACGUGAUAAUAUAUACAGUGCUGUUUUAGCAAUGCUUUAAUGACUAUACAGUGCAAUUAUUUCUCUAUCGCCCUAGUGGAACACCUCCGGAUAACACAUUUUUCAGAAAGAAAAUUCAGCCUCGACAAAACAUAAGGGUCAAAAUUUAGUGUGACCUCCCCUUACACUUGAACAAUAGCACAACCGUGGCUCUCUUAAACCUGGAGUGGAACCUUAAGUAGUGUUAGAGGUAAAAAACUUGCGUUUGUCCAACUGUUUAAUGAUAAUUUAAUGAUGUGAAAAAGGUGUACGACACCAGUUUUAUUCAAGACAUGUUUGAGCAUUACGUAUAUGUGUUGAUAGUCAGAUCAAAAGAUUUGACAGAGCUAAAAACUACAAAGCUAAUGGUGUCGAGAGGCUUAUGCACAGUGUGUGUAUAUUCUACACACUGGACUUCAUUAAGAUUUAUACACCAGUAUGUAGAAGAUAUAUAACCGAAAUGUUUUUUUAAUGUUAAAAUUAUUAUUGUUGUUAUCCAUGCAUUUUCAAAUGUAUUGUUUUACAAAAAACUAAAAAAAAAAAUAGUAAAGCACAUUAUUUCUUAAUUAAGAUGUCAAAUCAUAGUUAUUUACUGCACAGAAAUACUAGUUUUAGUGGUUGAAUGUUAUGCUUGAUUAAUUUCUGACUUCUCAGAGAAGCACAGUGAGCUGGCUCAAAUUUGGGUAUAAAAAGGUGAAUUCAGUUAACAACAAUUAUUUGGUGGUCUAAUAAAUGUGUUAAGUGCUGUGUGUAUAUAUAAGUAUAAUAGUUUUUAGUUUAG
Solea solea (common sole) is the source of this 3368-nucleotide messenger RNA. It is a transcript of the gene masp2, whose product is annotated as MBL associated serine protease 2. Gene Ontology annotation, molecular function: serine-type endopeptidase activity; calcium ion binding. Lineage: Eukaryota; Metazoa; Chordata; Actinopteri; Pleuronectiformes; Soleidae. The record is from RefSeq and is a predicted model, not a curated record. The coding region runs from base 592 to 1506 and encodes 304 amino acids. The transcript is spliced from 6 exons.